Molecule: messenger RNA, 2216 nt
Organism: Oncorhynchus masou masou (cherry salmon)
Lineage: Eukaryota; Metazoa; Chordata; Actinopteri; Salmoniformes; Salmonidae
Product: solute carrier family 23 member 3-like
Exons: 5
Coding region: 1-690 (229 amino acids)
Biological process (GO): transmembrane transport
Cellular component (GO): membrane
Molecular function (GO): transmembrane transporter activity
Source: RefSeq, a predicted model, not a curated record
AUGGCGGCCGGUGUCGUUGCAGCCCUCUCCUCCUCUGUCAGCUCCGUGAGGGAUGCCACUGCUAACGGCCCGGCUCCUAGGAGUCCCCCUCCCCCCGCUGCAGCCUGUAACAGAGGCCUUGGGUCCCAGGGUCUUGGCAGUGUGGUGGCUGGCCUGAUGGGGGGCGCCACUGGGGCUCAGCAGCAGUGUCCCCAACACCUGUACUCUUGGACUCAGCCAGUCUGGGUCAAGGUGGACAGUGCAACUGACAGCCAUCUUGGGACUGGCCCUAGGAGUGUCGCCUCACGACUGACACAGAUCAUCACUUCUGUCCCCUUGGCCAUCUACGGUGCUCUUCUCAGUGUAACGUACACUAUUGCCGUGGCUACAGGUGUGAGGUACUUCCAGUUUACACACAUCGACUCUGGACGUAACAUCUUCAACAUCGGCUUGGCUGUCUUCAUGUCUCUAGUGUUGCCUCACUGGUUCCGCAUGCAGACCGUCUUUAUUAACACUGGUAUGGUCAGUGUUGAUGUCCUUCUCCAUUCUCUUCUGACCUCACCUGUGCUCCUGGUGGGCAUCCUGCUUUCCUAUUGGACAAUACAGUAUCAGGGUCUUCAUCGGAGAGAGGACUUGACUCAGCGGAGAUGGAGAAGACAGGAUGGACGUCAGUCAACAGUGAGCCAGGGUAUCACCAGGAAGUGGAGUUAAUUUACGAGUCCCCUUAUCUCCUGAGAAGACUGUGGAAGUUACCUUGGUUCAGGACGACGCCCUUCUCUGCCUGUCGGAUCACAGAUGAUGGAGACGUACUGUAGAGUCCCGUCGGAGGUCUCGUUUUAAAAGUUAUAGUUGUGUUGGUAUUGAUAUGCAAAGACAAGGGACUGUGGACAAUAGACAUAAUAUGCUAUUAGCUAAUGAUGUAUAUACAAACAUAUAAUCGUGUAUAUGCCAUACUGUCUAUGAAAUGCACUGUGUGUCGACGCAGUUAGUGACCUGAACAGAGUUGGCUUGUGUGAUAGUGGGGUUGUAUUGGUGGAGUAUUGGCAGAGCUGCAGCAAGAUGGUUUGAGUUGGGGGUGUCCUUUAUAAUCAAUCCUUGCAUGAAUCUAUAAAUCACAUUUGCGUCGUGGCAGACAGUUGAGCAGAAGUGUUUUAUGGGUUUCCGACACAUGGAAAUGCAGGGUAUAGUAUCAUUUAUUUUUUCUUUCAUUUUAUAAAUGCAUUUCAUACAAUUCUACGUCAUUUAAAUAAUAUAAGAUAUUAUAAUAUAUAUAUUUUUUAAACCAUACACACGACUGACAUGAGUGGCUACUCUGACUGACACACUGAAAUCAACAAAAAUGAACUGGACUUGAAUGCAAACAGUAGCCCAGGCCAUUGAACAGAUUGUUGUGAGCCAGUUUCAUCACAGCGUUCGAUGGUUUAUGCGGCUGCACAUGAAGAAACUUUCAAAGUUCUUGACAUUUUCCGGAUUGACUGACCUUCAUGUUUUAAAGUAAUGUUGGACUGUCGUUUUUCUUUGCUUAUUUGAGCUGUUCUUGCCAUAAUAUGUAGCUAUCUUCUGUAUACCACCCCUACCUUGUCACAACACAACUGUUUGGCUCAAAUGCAUUAAGGAGGAAAGAAAUUACACAAAUUAACUUUUAACAAGGCAUACCUGUUCCCGCUCCUCCUCCCUUGUGCUCGAGGGCGUGAGGUGGCUACCCUUCUUUACACACACCUGUCACCAUCAUUACGCGUACAUGUCACCAUCAUUACCCGUACAUAUCACCAUCAUUACGCGCACCUGUCACCAUCAUUACGCGCAUCAGCACUCAUCGGACUCACCUGGUCUUCCUUACGUUGAUGAUUACCCCCUAUAUAUAUCUGUCUGUUCCUCGUGGUGUUCCCUUGGUCCGAAUUAAUUGUUGUUAUGUGUUCCUGUCCAGACGCUGUUCCUGUUCCGUUUCAUGUCCGUCAGCUAUUAAACCUUCACUCCCUGUACCUGCUUCUCAUCUCUUGCAUCGAUCCUUCCAGGUGACUACCUCAUGAAGCUGGUUGAGAGAAUGUGCAAAGCUGUCAUCAAACAUUGGUUACUUUGAAGAGUCUCAACUAUAAGAUAUAUUCUGAUUAACACUUUUUUUGUUACUGAAUGAUUCCAUAUGUGUUAUUUAAUGGUUUUGAUGUCUUCACUAUUAUUCUACACUAUUAUUCUACAAUGUGGAAAAUAGUAAAAAUAAAGAAAUACCCUGGAAAGAG